GUAAAAGCAACUUUUAGUGGGAAGUAAUGCAGAUUCAAUACGUACAGCUCAAGUUUUGCACUGCGCAAGAUGUGGUUUUUGCUUAGGAGAAUUCCCCUCUCAAGGUGUGGUUUACAUCCGUGGUAUCUUGCAGCAUCACCAUGUUGGUGAGAGUGAUGGUUCUUGUUCCCACUGCCAAGUCACAACUUGCAGCAUUUGAGAUAAACCUACAUCAGCCCUGUCACCUCAGUAGCAAGCUGGGGCUUGGAACUAUUUGGAGUUACUGCUUGAGGAGGGAAAGUGUCAUUUUCUACAGAGAAAGACAGAGGUCUAUAGCUGCAGGCAGGCAGGACUGUUCUCUUCAAAUAGCUUUUGCUGGAACUCCCAUGUUUCCUAUAGAAGUGUAUUCUUACCUUUUCUUCAGGUUCUUUUGUCAUGUAUGAAACUAUAGCAACAAUUAAAUCCAUGUUUCUUUGUUCUCUAAAUGUUGCAUUUCUGCCUUGCUUUGCUUCUUAUGAACAUUUAAGUAAAGCUUUACCCGGAACAUUAGAAUUUAAAUGGUUUUAAACAAAGCAGAAGCUCUCAUUCUCUAGCUUACAAGGAGUGAUCGAAUGCUGCGAAUGCUGCGCUUGCUCCAGAUUCUUACUGUGAACUUUACCUGGACUUUAAAGGUGCUGAAUGUGUGGUUUUACUUGCAUUCCUGGGCAUAAUCAGGAUGUACAGUAGUGCACGGCUGUCCCGGUAAAAUGGCACAAUGCAUCUGCUGCCUUAGUAAAAUGUUAAGGAUAUCUUUACAGAAUUGGCCAAAAAGCUCAGUGUAAAAAGGGAAGCAGGAACGCAUUGACUCUAACGCUCAGCUCCAUGCUCCCUGCCAGGACCCACACCUUUUUGGCAAAGAAGAGGUUAUACUAAAAAGAUAUUUGAAGUCCUGGAAAUGGUAAUUUAGAGGAAGUGCUGGAUGUACUAAUGGAAAAGAUUUCUUGUCCUCCAGCCCCUUUUACCUUAGUAAAUUAUCAUUUAAAACUUGAGUGAUGACACUGGGCAGAGGUGUCUGCAGGAGUAUGAAUGAAUUACUGCAGCUUGGUGGUUCUGAUUGCCAGUUAGAGGAGUACUCCUCUGACGUACGCUGGGAUAUUUGAGAAGAUAUCUUGGCCCCAGUGAGCUCAAUGAAGAUUUGCUACUGACUUCUUUAUUGCUUCUAUUUACACCUUGAAAGCUGAAGCUUGCUUACCAAUCUCCAGAAUCCUAUUUCAGACAACGCAGAGAAAUUCUAGCAGCCUCAGAAAAAGAAGCUAAUGAGGGUUGGCUUUUUAAAUGUAAAAUGUAUGUAUGUACAUUUAUAUACUUCUAUAUAAAAUACCAUAGUGAUUGGACAGAAAGCAUAUGCAAAAAAACCAAACCCCUAGUGUCACUCUUUGUUAUGUGGUAGCAUCGCAUUUGGGUGAAAUUCUGUUCUCAAGUAGUGCUCAAGGGCUUUAAUGUCAGAAAAAAUACACUUUCAAGUGUCUGCCUUGCUGAAAUGUCAUAGUUAGCGGGGUUUCAAUGAACUUCACUUUCUGUUAUGUGCACUAUAAAAAAGAUAAAUGAGGAAUGCCAGAGUAUACAAUUAACUCUGAAAUUUGAAGGCCUACUAUGGGAGGUUAAAGAAAGCUUUACUUCUAGCUGUCCUUUAUUUAAAAUGUCUAAUCUGAGGAAUACGUUGUCCACAACAGGUGUUAGUGAUAGAGUGUGCUUGCAGAAAUGUGUUUUCUCCUAAUUUUCUCUGUUUUCUAUUCUUAAUUGUGCUGUAAAAGCUGACGUAGUAAUUCCACCUUGGGGGCAUAGUUGAGUAAUCCUACUUUGCCAGUAGUGAAAGAUAUGAAUAGAUUCAGAUGUUCAAAUCUUGGCCACCCCCCUGAAUGGUAAGGGAGGUCUAUGCAUGUUGCUACAGUGUAACACAACAGCCAGGAACAGCAGGUAAAUAAGAAUCUCUUUCUCUACAACUUUCCUGUAAGUGGCAGUUCCUAGGGUUUACACACAUCACAUGCCUUCUGCCAAGUAUGCGAAUGAGGUUUUAAAAAGUAACAUUAAAAACAGGCAGUUUAAAAAAGAAGAACUAAGGUAUUGUACCUGAAAUACUUCAAAAAGCACAUCUCAAAUUAUAAAACGCUUUUGAUAAAUAUUUUCUUUGGGGGUACUUCUAAGUUGUGGGUUAAAAUUGUAUACAUGUUUGCAAAAUAUAAGGGAGCAUGGCUGCGUUCAGCUCACCUGUGUACAUUGAAAGUACGAGAAGUCUUUUUGCUGUGAUGUAGAAAUGAAAUGCUUGGCAUAAAGAAGAGGAAUGAAUGAAUUUCACAGUUAAUUUGUCGUUCUUUUGGAAGCUUGAAAUGGAGUAUGUAGGUUAUGUAGAGGUAAGUACUCUAUUGGAAAGCCAUGGGAAAUCUUAACCAGAAAGCUAACCAUUACAUUAAUUAGGAAGAUGCCCUUGUUUGAAUUAGCACAUUCAUCUGAAGUCUUGUCAUUCACUUGUGUUCUUCUGAAGCAGUUGAUAUUAAGUCAAAUAGUUGAGCUUUAUGACAUUGUCCUUUGCAAUAUUUUUUCAGUUUUGUGAAUAAUGCAUUUUUGAUGAAGAGCUUUCUCUCAUGUAAGAGUUGGGUCAUAAUAUCUUGAGUGAAAGUUUACCUUAAGGUAGGUCUAGAUAUCCUUGGUAAUAUUGUUUUCCCACUAUAAAUGUUUAAAAUAUAUAUCAACGAUAGGAAGUGAUUCUGCUGUUUGUUAAAUAUCACCCUUUUCUCACAGCACUCUUAAAUUUCUUUCUGAAAAUAAAUUUGUGGUGUUAUUGUUCUUUUCCCCUCAAAGGCUACUGCAGUUUCUUUGAUACUUUCAGGCUGUAGCUCAUAAUGUGCACUGAGGAGGUUAUUUAAGGCUCUUUCCUGUAUGCAGUAUUUUUUGAGCAGACUGAAAUAAGUUGCAAGUAUGUGAUCCAAGGGGCCUGAAGUCUUAACCCUGAGUUAAUACAAAAGAGACAUCUCAGUUGUGUAGCUUUUUUCCUCAGCUAUUAAGAAAGUAUAGGAUAAGAGGGGUGUUUUUGCUGUGUUAUUUCAUCUUAAAAUCUUAAUUUUAAGAUUACACCAUUGGAUUAGUGUUCCUCAGGUGUCAUUUUACAGGUUUGAAAAAGAGGAGCAGUAGUAAAGGAGAGCUGUACCUCUAAGGAAUUAAGGAGAUUGAAAUAUAUCAUGGGUGGUUCUGAAAACAGCUAGCUUUACUCCUCAGGACAAACUUAUCUCCUUAGCAGAAUGGGAUUCCAUAGGAGUGCUAGGCCGUUCAUGUGAUCUGCAUGUGGUGUCUGCACAGCUGGCAGCCCUGAGGUGAUCAAAUUACCCGAGACCUCUGUGGGGGUUGGGAGGGAAGGAAUAAAAUCCCCCAAGAAGGAUGAGAAGUUCCAGUGGUGGAGGAGCAGGAUGGCCAUACUGAGGCUUUUGCCUCACGCAAGUGAGGCAAACUUCUUUACGUACAAAUGUUAAGAAUAUCUACAAGACUGACCUUUUUUUUUCUUUCUUACCUCUGUAGUUUAAGGGCAAUUUCCCAGAAAUAGUAGAGAGUACUGUGCAUAGCUUGGAUUGUUAGAAAUACCUUCAGAUGAAUUGCCAUAUCAGCAAUACUCAGGGUUGGGGGUUCAUCACUGCCUUGUCUCUGCCCAGAAUGCUGCUUUUGGGAAGGUGGUUGGGACUGCAGUGACAGGAGAGGCCUUGUGUUACAGAGGGCAGGUUCUCCUGUGUCCCAUUGCUGUCCCUCACCCUGGCUGACUGAACAGAACUGGUAGAGGGAAGUCCUGACUCUUGUAUUUACUACUUCUGAUCCCUUCUGUUGUCAUUCCGAAAGGGCUCUGUUCGCACUUGCUCCUGUGUCUGAGUGUUAGCAGAGACCUGUCUGAGCUGCUGCUUUCGCAGCUCAUAAAUCCAAAUGAAGUGCUUCCAAAGAUAGGCUGCUGAAACAGCUUAAUGUUUUAAAAUUUGUUAUAAAAACCUCUGUUUUCUCCUUAACCCUGAAUACAGGGGCAUACUUUUGAAUUAGUUUUUAGAUAGAGAAAACAAUCAGAGGAUUUAAAGAGCAGAGGAUUGCCUGUAAGUGUUGUACUUGGAUUAAUCCACUCAAUAGAUGAAUGUGUCACUUGCAUUCUGUAGACUGCUGCUUUACCUGAAACAUGGCUGCUUCUGGCCUACAAGGCACGUUGUCCCUUGCUGCUUUAGAAUUCUGGUGCCGCUGCUAUGACAGUAGGCAGGGUGAGGUUGUAAGAAGGUGACUGCAGGCAUGUGCACUUGUGCUAGCUUUGUUAGAUGUCAUGUCUGAAGGCUUUCCUUUCUGUGGUGUUUGUACAGGUCUGGUGUAAUGAGGCCCAAAUCUUUCAUGGCCACAUGGCAGCUCUACCUGGUAAAUUGUAACUGAAGUGUAAAUAGAAGAUGUUUAUGCAGUCUGUUGUGAUUUUCAUCUGCAAUUUGCUAAUAUUGAGACUUUCUGUAGGGCUGUGACUGGAGAGGGAAGAAGACUGGUAAAGAAGCAAUUUACUAUGUUAUUUGUGAUAGUAUUUCCAUCAGUAGAAACAAGGAACAUGAGCUACUGAUCCAUCCAUAAACAAAAAUAUGAGGAAAUAUAAUACCCUGAAAAUCCCAUCUCAAAGCCAAAGCACUACGUUUGCAAAUGGGAAUGAAAUAUAUACUUCUCUCCUUUCCAGAACUGACUUAUCUUUUUUUUUUCUUUUUUUCUGCUGUUCAUCAAAAGACACUUCAUUUGGGCAUCAUGCCACAUGUACUGUCUGUCAGCAGUGCUAAAACUGUCUGCUAGUCGAGUGAGUCUUCUCAGCAUGUACAGCUGUAACUUAACUCUGUUACACUGUGUGGAAGUAUUUGUGAAGACAUCAGCCAUUCACAACUAGCCUAACACCUGCACUUAUACAUAUCUAGUAACUGGAUACAUGCACAUCAUAAAGAAUCUGAGCAAAACCUUGCCAGUGGCCAAUACAUAUGAAAAGUAUUGGGGAUUCUAUCAGAAAUUUGGAGGUGAAAGCUUCCCCAAAGACCAUGUGAAAAAAGCUAUUGCUGAAAUUGAAGAGAUGUGCAAUAUUUUGAAAAAAGAAGGUGUAAUUGUCAAGAGGCCUGAUCCAAUUGACUGGUCUGUGAAGUAUAAAACUCCUGAUUUUGAAUCUACGGGUAUGUAUGCUGCCAUGCCAAGAGACAUCCUGCUGGUGGUAGGAAAUGAAAUCAUUGAAGCGCCUAUGGCUUGGCGUGCUCGUUUCUUUGAGUACAGAGCAUAUAGGCGAAUAAUUAAAGAUUACUUCAACAAUGGUGCUAAAUGGACAACUGCUCCCAAACCCACUAUGGCAGAUGAGCUCUAUGAUCAGGAUUAUCCUAUCCGCUCUGUUGAAGACAGACAUAAACUGGCUGCUCAGGGAAAAUUUGUAACUACUGAAUUUGAGCCAUGCUUUGAUGCUGCUGAUUUCAUUAGAGCUGGAAGAGAUAUCUUUGUUCAAAGGAGUCAGGUUACAAAUUACAUGGGCAUUGAAUGGAUGAGGAGACACCUUGCACCUGACUACCGAGUGCAUGUAAUAUCCUUUAAGGAUCCCAACCCUAUGCACAUUGAUGCCACGUUUAAUAUCAUUGGACCUGGUCUUGUGUUGUCCAACCCAGACCGUCCGUGCCAUCAGAUUGAGCUCUUCAAGAAAUCAGGCUGGACAGUGAUUCAUCCACCAGUGCCACUCAUCCCAGAUGAUCACCCACUGUGGAUGUCUUCCAAAUGGCUUUCCAUGAAUGUCCUAAUGCUGGAUGAGAAACGUGUGAUGGUCGAUGCCAAUGAGACUUCAAUUCAGAAGAUGUUUGAAAAUUUGGGCAUUUCUACAAUUAAAGUGAAUAUUCGCCAUGCCAACUCUCUGGGAGGUGGUUUCCAUUGCUGGACAUGCGAUAUCCGCCGCCGUGGUACCCUGCAAUCUUACUUUGACUAGUCACAAGGCAGCUAGGCAGCAAUGGUUUAGCUUCAAAAAUAAGCAUAGGGAAUGAGCUCAUGCAACCUUGUUAACAAAAUUGAAAUUAAUUUGUUCUAGUGCUUUAUCAGUGGUGUCCUUACAGUGGUCUAGGGAGUGAUUUGUUCUUAAGUGCUCUUCACUUUAAGCAGCAUAAUUGAAACAACUUCCAUCAGCAAUGCAGACUUUCAGGCUGGCUUUUUGAAAGACAUCCUUUACCUGUGAAGCCUUUUCACAUUGGCUUUGAAUGUAAAGACUUGACAAGACAGCUAAAGGCCCUUGCUAGAGGAGCUUGGUCACUAACACUGGACAUCUACCUCUGUCUACUGCUCUAUGAAAUAGGCAGCUUGAAAUGUUAAGCUUGAAUUAACAUUUCUUAUUCCUUUUUAAUCAGUUUAUUAUUCUAAUAUGUUAGUGUUUAAUGCAGUUAAAACAGGUGCAUCUGUACAGAUUUCUUAUAGAUCUGAGUAAUUUCAAAAUGCUUUUCUUGUUGGACCAUACAGAGAAUUUCUAGUAUGAUCUAACUUUAAAACAUUAUUUUUAUUUACUUGUGAUGUCCUUCUGCAUUUUCUUCUAACACAUUUGUCAUGCAUCUGAACACAUUUUUAUAUUACCUUUUGUAUUGCUGAAAUAGGUUCUUUUAUUUAACUUUUUAAAGUAUAUAAAUGAUAGCUAGUAGUCUUCAUCUACGGGUUUUACUGUGAAUUGUUUACAUAACUUAAAAACAAACAAACAAAAAAAACUCACAAAAAACUGAAAGUAAAAAGAAAACAGACAAAAAAACACAACAUGUCUCCCAGCUCAAACCUCCAACACUCUAACAACCUCCCUCAACAGUAGCAGGUACAGAAAUUUGAGUCUUGAUUACUGAAUAUGUACUUUUUAUGCUAAUAAACGUUUUUGCCUUC
Molecule: messenger RNA, 6879 nt
Organism: Lagopus muta (rock ptarmigan)
Lineage: Eukaryota; Metazoa; Chordata; Aves; Galliformes; Phasianidae
Gene: GATM
Product: glycine amidinotransferase
Exons: 8
Coding region: 4931-5953 (340 amino acids)
Biological process (GO): creatine biosynthetic process
Cellular component (GO): mitochondrion
Molecular function (GO): amidinotransferase activity
Source: RefSeq, a predicted model, not a curated record